Molecule: messenger RNA, 1298 nt
Organism: Humulus lupulus (European hop)
Lineage: Eukaryota; Viridiplantae; Streptophyta; Magnoliopsida; Rosales; Cannabaceae
Exons: 2
Coding region: 100-375 (91 amino acids)
Source: RefSeq, a predicted model, not a curated record
CUUGCCCCUUUUUCCCUUUUCUUUGGUUCGAUUUUUUCUAUAUUGAUUUCAAUUGAUUUUUUUCUUUUUGGUUUGAUAAUUAGCUUGGUUGAGAGAACAAUGGCGAAAGGUUUGAUAUGGGCGACAGCGGAGGAUUUGGCUCGGAAUAAGGGACGUGUUCUGUCUCUCUAUCGUCAAAUAUUGCGGAGCCUCAAUUCGCCGGAGCUGCCGCUUACUUGGGCCGCACGGCUGUCGAAGAAGGCGGAGGCUCGGUCCAUCUUCUUAGUGGCUUCCGAAGAGCGAUCCCUCCACAAUAUUGCCGAUCUUAUUGAUGUAGCUGAGCACACUCUUUCUCUCCUAAGAAAAGGCCAAAUUCCUAAACUCCCCCUGAUAUGAAUGACUUUAUUUAUACAACUGUCAAGCUACUUUCCCUCUUGAGUAAACUGCCAUAGUUAGUACUGUAUUAGAGUUGUCAACCAGCAACAUGAGAGAAAUCAAGAGACUUUCAUUUUAAGGCACAUGUCGUGCCCCCUCUACUGCUUCAAUCGAAAGAAGUAGCCUUCAGACAUCUGCAAUGCCUAGGUGAGCACCAAAGCAACAGUAACAAAUUUAUCAUCCAGACCAGGUUGCUUGCAUGGUUUGCUAAUAAGAAUUAAACUGCCUGAAGGAACUAUAUAAAACUACUGAAUGAUAAGCUGCAGAAUUUGCCGUAGAUUUUGUCAUCAACGUUUUAAAUAUCCAACAAGUUCUUGGACACAGAGAAUCGGUUGAUCUUCUUAGGCUGAAUUUUUUCUAUAGGGCACCUCAGCAACAACAAUCUGAACUGCAGCUUCCGUGCUGUUGGAUUUCCGUCAAAGUCAUGAGCUGCGUGAAGAACCAUUGCUAGAGCAAGUGGAGUCUUCAACAGCAUGAGACGACAAUUUAAAGAGUUUCAACAUCAUGAAGGCAAUUGAAGCAACUCUCAUGUGAUUUGUGCUUUUUGGUCGUUCGCAGGCAUCAACUCUUUUACUUCACCAGUAAUAUGAGUUCAUUUACUGCUUAAGUACUGUGAUAAUUCACUAUGGAAUUUCUAGAACCCAUUGAGGCAUUGCAUUCCUAAACCAUUGCUUUAGUGUCGUUCUUGGAGAUUUCCAUGGAAUCACCUAGAUUACAAAUGAAAUAAUUUUAUUCUUCAGAUUCAGGACUGCUUGAUUAGUAGAUGGAGUACUGUUGAUAUUCCAUAUAUGCUCAAGAAAGGAGGGUGUUAGGUGUAAAGAGUGUCUUAGUACGUGGUAUAAUGGACUAAAAUUGCAAGCAUCACAAUUUGCAUGCUCUGAAAA